AUGAGUAGCAGUGAUGCGGAUAAUGCGGGAUGGUACAACUUGAAGAGGGUGAUUGUCGAGGGAAAGAACUCUAACGGAGGACCAAAGACUAAGAACUUUGGCACCAGGCUCAGUAGCUUCACCUGCAAGAUUAAGAAGCCUGGCAAGAAAGAGGGUGCUGCGGAUGCGGGAGCGGCGCGUGGACAACCAUCGGCACAUCACAUCACCAUCUCACCAGCGGUAGAACCGAUCCAGGCCGAUUGGAAUCGCCCGUCUCCGUCUGACAACACCGAGGCUGCUUACCCCUAUGCCAUGAUCGAAAGCCCACCAGUCAGAUUCUUGGCUCCACCACCCUUCAAAACCGGCAAGUGGUAG
Messenger RNA from Plenodomus lingam JN3, 354 nucleotides. RefSeq lists its product as uncharacterized. Lineage: Eukaryota; Fungi; Ascomycota; Dothideomycetes; Pleosporales; Leptosphaeriaceae. The record is from RefSeq and is a predicted model, not a curated record.